AUGCAGCGCAACGUUGCGAUACGAGUGAUCUCGGCCUAUCGUACCGUGUCCACGGACGCGGCGCUAUUAUUGGCAAGGAUACCUCCCACCCAUAUCCAUGCAGCGUAUUAUAGGCGCACCUUUAUUCGUGCAAAUGACUCGAAACGGGAUAAUACGUGGAAUCCCCUUGUAGAAAAAGAGAUAAAGAACGGAGAGUUAGUACUUAUGCGUAGGCAGUGGAAAUUAUACCUGCAACGCAGGGACGCUGCUGGCAGGUGUACCUUAGAAGCUAUUUUACCAUAUUUUGAGCAAUGGUUAGACAGAUCUCAUGGAGUUCUCACUUUCUAUAUAACACAAAUGCUUACGGGGCAUGGAUGUUUUGCCACCUACUUGUACCGGAUAGGGAAAGCGAACACCGCCAUAUGUACUUUCUGUAAAAAGGAUGAGGAUUCUCCUGAACAUACGAUACAGGUAUGUGAACAGUGGACAGAAGAGAGAGCGUUGCUAGUUAGUGUAAUCGGCAACGAUCUCUCCUUAAGAUCUAUAAUUGGAAAAGUCCUAGUAUCGGAAGAGAACUGGGAGGCCUUCCACACCUUUGCAGAAAAAGUAAUGUUGUCCAAAGAAAACGAUGAAAGAGCCAGAGAAAGAGCCGCAGAAGCAUCAGAUUCUGGCUCAGCACACGCCAAUAUACACAUUACACAUACACCGGACAGAGGAUGCCCGAAGAGGAAGUGGACGUCAAGUCCAACGGACACGACUCCCGAGGCGGAUCUUAUUCUAACGCGGGAACCACUGGGGAGUCUCGUCCACACCUGA
Molecule: messenger RNA, 795 nt
Organism: Camponotus floridanus (Florida carpenter ant)
Lineage: Eukaryota; Metazoa; Arthropoda; Insecta; Hymenoptera; Formicidae
Exons: 2
Coding region: 1-795 (264 amino acids)
Source: RefSeq, a predicted model, not a curated record